Messenger RNA from Punctularia strigosozonata HHB-11173 SS5, 705 nucleotides. RefSeq lists its product as uncharacterized. The transcript is spliced from 3 exons. Bases 1 to 705 code for a protein of 234 amino acids. The record is from RefSeq and is a predicted model, not a curated record. NCBI's taxonomy places the organism in Eukaryota, Fungi, Basidiomycota, Agaricomycetes, Corticiales, Punctulariaceae.
AUGCCUCCCAAGUCUCUCCGUGAAUGGCUCGACGCUACUCCGUCCAGAAAGCCGAUUAUACCCGUCCUUGAAGGACUCUUCAAGCAUCCUCAGACCGUCCAAGCGGCUUACUCGUUGAUCAGCCAUUUUAAGGAACUCGGCUGCUGUGGCAACUCACAGCGCGCCGAGAAAUUUCGUGAUCUCAUCUUACACAACUCCCAUACUGCAUCUGAAUACUUGAAGCUGGAUGUUGAACCUGCCGUACCGGACCCCACUAUCGAAAGCGAGUCAAGCAAGAGCACGGAUGUCAAUAAACAGUUCACACCCAACGCAUUCACGUUUCGUAGUCCUGAUCAAGAUCUCGUGUUUUCUCAUACGGCGUUCACGAAGAAGCUGGCCUCGUUCGACGAGGAGACGGGCAUGCUCUACAUGUCCCUUCCAAAGCCACCGUCUUUGAAGUACUCCGUUCUAGAGGGAGAUAACAAGCAAUCUAGCGCCGUGAACUUCUUUCAUCCAGUCUGUCAGGUCCUAGAUGACAUGCUCAAGUGGGAAGUGUCGAAGACGAAUAAAAGCUCUACCAGCACACCUGUCUCACUCUCGUUUUUGAGCGAGAUUGAUCUAAACGUCCACCGUCCCCCUUCAUCGAAACGCCCAGAUCCUUCUAUAUCCCCUCUCACGAGGAACUUCGAUGGAUUGUCAUAUGCAGGUACAUCGCAUCAAUUCUAA